AUGGGUUGCUCUCUGUCGAAAAAUCCUGGAACAGAGUCACACAACGAAAACUCCCCUCCGGAGGUUCCCGCACCUGGCGACAGACCAUCAUUCCCUCAACCAUAUCAAGACCCUAGAUCGAUUGAAGAUGACAAUACAUUCCCGCUCGAUGAGCAGGACAUUGCUUCAGUUUCGGACGAGGAACUUUUAUCAGCUUUCUUGACGGCGCCUCGACUUCACGAUUAUGGAGAUGUCAUCAUACCACGUAUCUCGAAACAUCUCGUCAUCAAAGGUGGUCCAGGUGUGGCAAAGAGCGAAGCAGAAAAUAUGAAAUUUGCCCUUGAAACCCUGGGCCUACCAAUACCCAAGGUUCAUCGCGCUUUCACCGCCGAGACCCCAGAAGAUCCAGACCUGCCCGAAACACCCUUGGUAGAAGCACACUUCAUUGUCAUGGACUACAUAAAAGGAUCCAUGAUCGAUAAGAGCUGGCAGUCACUAGGUAUCACUGCUAAAGAAACUGUCGCCCAGCAGGUCGCCGAUGUGAUUGAGAAGAUGCAAUCCACCGUCCUCAACCACAUGCCAGUAGGGCCAAUUGGGAGGUCCCAGGAGGCCAAAUUCCAAGGUCCAUGGUUCACAGAUUAUGGCGCAGGGCCUUUCAACACGCUCAAAGAACUUGAGGACUGGUGCAAUCACAAAAUCGACGUCGGCAUCAUGGUCAAACACCUAAAACCUGAAACACAAAGAUUCGAGUUCAAGGAUAUUGUUCUAACACAUCAAGAUUUGGCGCUGAGAAAUUUGGUACUCGAUGAGGAUAUGAAGGUCUGGGUAAUCGACUGGGGCUGCGCUGGUGUAUACCCGAAAGGCUUUGAACAAGCCGCGCUACAGGUUCAGGCCGAGAACGAGGAGUAUGCUGAUAUGGUGCUGGGGAGGCUCUCAGACCGGCAAGAUAUUGUGAUGGAUCAGUUUGCGAAAAUAGCAUAUGGGCUCUCAACUGGGCGUGCUCUUUAG
Messenger RNA from Fusarium tjaetaba, 987 nucleotides. RefSeq names its product kinase-like (PK-like). The transcript is spliced from 2 exons. The coding region runs from base 1 to 987 and encodes 328 amino acids. The record is from RefSeq and is a predicted model, not a curated record. Lineage: Eukaryota; Fungi; Ascomycota; Sordariomycetes; Hypocreales; Nectriaceae.